AUGAAAUGCUUCGGGUAUUGCCGAAACCAAGGAUUCUUGUGUGGCAAGAAGAAUUCGAUCGUCCAGGAUCUUCUGAAGCAGAAUGAAUUUAGUAUGCAGCAUAAAAUUUACAUACAUGGCAGCAGGCCGCUCGUAUACAAAUUCCCCGAAAUUAUAAACUUUCACUUCCUAAUGGCUUUAAUUCUCUCAUGGUCGAUAAUAACAUGCGACAUUGUCUUGAAGUCGCAACCAUUAUCAUCAUGUUUUAGUGUUUGA
This is a messenger RNA of Brugia malayi, 255 nucleotides long. RefSeq lists its product as uncharacterized. The coding region runs from base 1 to 255 and encodes 84 amino acids. The record is from RefSeq and is a predicted model, not a curated record. The transcript is spliced from 2 exons. Lineage: Eukaryota; Metazoa; Nematoda; Chromadorea; Rhabditida; Onchocercidae.